Molecule: messenger RNA, 1188 nt
Organism: Notechis scutatus (mainland tiger snake)
Lineage: Eukaryota; Metazoa; Chordata; Lepidosauria; Squamata; Elapidae
Source: RefSeq, a predicted model, not a curated record
UGGUACUGACAUUUUAUCUGAAAGCUACAUAUUUUUACCUAAGCAGCAAUUCUAUCUUAUUUGUCCUGCUUUUCCUUUAUGGCAUUUCAUCUAUAUGUCUCUGUUUCAUGUUGAGCUCUCUCCUAAAGAAACCCAGAACCACUAGCUUUGUUAUUUUCAUUUUCACUUUUUGUUUGGGAGCCCUCAACUUUACUACAACAAUCAGGUUGAUACCUCCAAGUUUGGAGUUGAUUUUGAGCAUCUUCUGCCCAUUUGCUUUUGGUGCUGGGCUUUCAAAGGUUCUCUAUUUUCAAAAAUAUGGAAGGACCUUUGAUUUUACUGACUUAAUGUUGGAACCAUAUGGUUAUUGCUUGCUUAUUGACAGCAUCUUAUACAUGCUGCUGGCUUUCUAUUUUGAUAAGGUUGUGCCUGACAAAUAUGGGGUGCCUUAUCCUCCACUGUUUUUUCUGAAGAAGACCUAUUGGUGUAAACCAAAAAGCCCCUAUACUGGGAAUGUUCCUACAAGUGAAUGGAGUCAUGGGAGUAUCUUCAGUGAUAAUACUGAGCCUGUGCCCCCUGAAUUCGAUGGGAAGGAAGCCAUAAGACUAAAUAAUAUUAAAAAAAAUUAUAAAAUGAAAAGCACAGAAAAAGAAGCUUUGAAAGGAUUGUCCCUGGAUAUUUAUGAAGGUCAGAUCACUGCAAUACUUGGUCAUAGCACAUCUGGAAAAACUACAUUGCUAAACAUCCUCAGUGGACUUUCCAAACCAUCUGAUGGUUUUGCAUCCAUAUUCAAGUACAAUGUAUGUGAAAAGGAACAUAUGGAAAAGAUUUGGGAAAUAAGUGCUAUCUGUCCACAAUGGAAUAUUCAAUUUGAAUUUUUAACAGUGAGAGAAAACUUAAAAACAUUUGCUAAAAUAAAAGGGAUACCAUCCAAUGCUGUAGAAAAAGAGGUUGAAAAAUUGUUGACACUCUUGGACAUCAAGGCCAUUCAAAACACCCAAGCUAAUCAUUUAAGUGGUGGACAAAAACGAAAAUUAUCUCUUGGUAUUACACUUUUAGGAGAACCACAGGUAUUAUUACUAGAUGAGCCAACUUCUGGAUUGGAUCCAUAUUCUAGACACCAAGUGUGGUCUCUCCUGAAUGAACGCAAAGCAGGUCGAGUCAUUUUAUUCACCACCCAGUUCAUGGAUGAAGCUGAUAUCCUUUCUG